Molecule: messenger RNA, 5962 nt
Organism: Epinephelus moara (kelp grouper)
Lineage: Eukaryota; Metazoa; Chordata; Actinopteri; Perciformes; Serranidae
Product: ELKS/Rab6-interacting/CAST family member 1-like
Exons: 22
Coding region: 625-4071 (1148 amino acids)
Biological process (GO): regulation of synaptic plasticity; neuromuscular synaptic transmission; maintenance of presynaptic active zone structure
Cellular component (GO): cytoskeleton of presynaptic active zone
Molecular function (GO): structural constituent of presynaptic active zone
Source: RefSeq, a predicted model, not a curated record
AGUAGGGAAGCCACCAGUGGUAGAGCUGGCAAAAAGACGGAAAGGAGGGAAAGACAGAUAGGCGAGAGACAGACAGGAGACAGGAGACACACAGCACGAGACAGGAGGACAAGCCCCGAAAGAGACAGAGCGUCUGACCUCGGCUGACCGUCUGUGACGUUACCAAACGUCACUUUGAGGUCUGACAGCAGCGGAAUAACUGAGGAGGAGAUGUGACUGGCCUUUCUUCUUCUUCUCCUCCUCACACGGAGCUAAUUUCACAACCGAGGGGCAGCAGUGUGAACACAGCCGCAGUGAUCCCUUCAUCUCAGGCCUUGUGGAUUUACUCUCUGCCUUCAUCUAAAAGGGAUGCCCUAUUGAUUCCUGCUUUCUAACAAAGCCCAUUGAUUACAGCGAGGGUGCCGGAAAGGCCUUGAUCAUAGCUAUGUCAACACUGCGUCAGGAUAAUUCAGAAAGUCAAGAAGGACUACUGUAGAAGAGUGACCGCAGUUUGUUCCAUCCUACAUUUUUUGCUUAUACUGAUCUUUUGUGUACUUUUGAGCAUGUAUUUUUGAUUUGCCUGAUUUAUUCAUUUGAAUCAGACCCUCUUUCAUCACUAUAGUACACACACCAUAUUCAGUUACCAUGUACGGUAGCUCCCGUUCCGUCUCAAAGCUGGACGUUGUUGGAUCCAAUGGUAACGGCUCAGCGUCUGGGAGCCCCGGUCGCUCUCCACGCCUCCCCCGCUCCCCACGCCUCGGACACAGGCGAAACAGCAGCAGCAGCUCCACCGGCGGACUCACUGGCUCCGGUAAAACCCUGUCCAUGGAGAAUAUUCAGUCUCUAAAUGCUGCCUACGCUACAGGCGGUCCCAUGUACUUUGCUGACACAAUUGAUGACCCGAUCGGCAUCGGGAGCCUGGGCAGUGGGCUGAAUCCACAGCUGCCCAAAAGCACCAUGACCCUUGGCAGGGCUGGGGCCAGGGUCCCCUAUGGGGUCAGAGCGGCUGUCAUGGGGAGCAGUCCGAAUAUAAACACUGGAGGAGGAGUGGGAGGUGCUGCCAUUCCCAGUGAUGCAAUAGCAUUUGGUGGGGAGCUGCAAAACCAGAUCGCACAGGCAGCUACUGUCCCCCACUCCAUGAGACAGGUGAGAGACGGCGCAAUGUCAGAUCUGCAGACACAGCUAAGAGAAGUGCUGAGAGAGAACGAGCUGCUACGCAGAGAACUGGAGGCCAAAGAGUCCAAGUUGAGCUCCUCUAUGAACUCCAUAAAGACGUUUUGGAGUCCGGAGCUGAAGAAAGAGAGGGCGCUGAGGAAGGACGAAGCCACGAAGAUGGCCGUGUGGAAGGAGCAGUACAGAGUGGUGCAGGAGGAAACACAGCAUUUGCAGUGCACCAUCCAGGCUCUACAAGAUGAGCUCAGAAUCCAGCGAGACCUCAACCAGCUCUUCCAGUCUGAUUACUCAGAGUCCGGUCUCUUGGGAAACCAGCCCAUCCCCCCUCAGGAAAUGACAGAGGAGAACUUCCUGCGUCUCCAUGGCGAGUACGAGCGCCAGGUGAAAGAGCUCUUCCUCCUGAGGAAGACUGUGGAAGAAAUGGAGCUGAGGAUAGACACACAGAAACACACACUGACUGCCAGGGAUGAAUCCAUAAAGAAGUUACUGGAAAUGUUGCAGAGCAAAGGCCUGUCAUCACGGGCAACUGAAGAAGACCAUGAACGAACGAGGCGACUGGCCGACGCUGAGAUGACCAUCCACCAACUGGAGGGCCUACUGGAGCAAAAAGACAAGGAGAUGCUACAACUCAGAGAGGAGCUGCACAGGAGAUACGAAGCAGCUCCAGAAUCAACGAAGACCAAGGCUUUGCAGACAGUCAUCGAAAUGAAGGAUGCAAAGAUCAGCUCGAUGGAGCGCGGCAUAAGAGAGCUGGAGGAGGAGGUGAACAUGCUCAAGUCCAACGGAGCUCUGAGCAGCGAGGAGAGGGAGGAGGAGAUCAAACAGAUGGAGGUCUAUAGAUCCCACUCCAAGUUCAUGAAGAACAAGGUUGAGCAGCUGAAGGAAGAGCUCACUCACAGCCAGUCAGAGAAGGAGGAGCUAAGGCAGCGAGCCAGUGAGCUUCAGCGGGAGGUGUCCGCAAUGGAGCAGGUAAAACAGGAUCUGAGUCGUAAGGACAGCGAGCUGCUGGCAUUCAGGACCAAACUGGAGACUCUGAACAAUCAGUUUUCUGACAGUAAACAACACGUGGACGUCCUGAAGGAGUCACUCACUGCCAAGGAACAGAGAGCCGCUAUACUGCAGACUGAGGUGGAUGCACUGCGUCUCCGUUUAGAGGAAAAGGAAUCCCUCCUGGCUAAAAAGAGUCAGCAGAUCUCAGAGCUGACGGAGGAGAAGAGCACUCAGAAUGGAGAGAUCAGCGACCUCAAAGACAUGCUGGACGUCAAGGAGCGCAAAGUGAAUGUGCUGCAGAAGAAGAUAGAGAACCUCCAGGAUCAGCUGAGGGAUAAAGAGAAACAGCUGGGCGGCCUGAAAGACAGAGUCAAGUCUUUACAGACAGACACCUCCAACACCGACACAGCACUGGGAACACUGGAGGAGGCUCUGGCUGAGAAGGAGCGAAUCAUCGAGCGGUUGAAGGAGCAGCGGGAGAGAGAGGAGAAAGAAAAAGGGGAUGAGAUGGAGUCCAGCAAGAAGGAGCUGAAGGAGUUGAGGGAGAAAGUCUCCCAGCUGCAGGCUGACUUGGCUGACCGUGAGACUUCUGUGUUGGAUCUGAAGGAGAAAGCUUCCUCUCUGGCUUCCUCCACCCUGAAGAAGGACAACAGGCUGAAGAGUCUGGAGAUCACCCUGGAGCAGAAGAGAGAGGAAUGUGUCAAGCUCGAGAACCAGCUCAAGAAGGCUCAGAGUGCAGCGGCAGAUUCCCAGGCCAGCACUGAACUCUCCGAACAGAUCUCCACCCUGGAGCAGGAAGUGACCCGGCACAAAGAGGAUGCUGGGAAAGCCCAGUCCGAGGUGGAACGACUUCUGGAGAUCCUGAGGGAGAUGGAGAAUGAAAAGAACGACAAGGAGAGAAAGAUCCACGAAUUGGAGAGGCAGAUGAAGGACCAGUCGAAGAAGGUGGCCAACCUGAAACACAAGGAGCAGCUGGAGAAGAGCAGGAACGCCCAGCUGAUGGAGGAUGCCAAGAAGAGAGAGGACAAUCUGAACGAAAGCUCCCAGCAGAUAAAGGACUCCCUCCGUCAGAAGGAGGAGCGCAUUGAGGAGCUGGAGGAGGCGCUGAGGGAAAGCGUUCAGAUCACAGCGGAGAGGGAGGUGGUGCUUGCCCAGGAGGAGCAGGCACGCACGCAGUCGGAGAAACAGGUGGAGGACCUGCUGGUUGCCAUGGAGAAGGUGAAACAGGAACUGGAGGUGAUGAAAGCCAAGCUGUCAUCGACUCAACUCUCACUGGCCGAGAAGGAAGGUCACCUGACCGCACUGCGGGCCGAGAGGCGGAAACACCUGGAGGAGGUCCUGGAGAUGAAGCAAGAGGCGCUGCUGGCAGCCAUAAGUGAGAAAGAUGCCAACAUCGCCCUUCUGGAGCUCUCCUCAUCCAAGAAGAAGAAAACCCAGGAAGAAGUAGCAGCUCUGAAGAGGGAGAAGGACGGUCUGGUUCAUCAGCUCAAACAGCAGACUCAAAACCGUAUGAAGCUGAUGGCCGACAACUACGAGGACGACCACCUGAAGGUCUCCUCUCCGAACUCAGAGCAGCCCAACAAUCACAAGCCCUCCCCAGACCAGAUUCUCUCUCCUCUCCUGGAUCUCAAUCAGAAUCGCAGUAAACUGAAGCUGUAUAUCAGUCACCUGACCUCACUGUGUCAGGAGCGAGACCCAAUCAUACUGCAGGACUUUGCCCCGCCCCCCGCCUAUCACCGCUCUGACUCCGCCUCCUGGCAAACGCAGCUGCACAGCAUGACGCAGGAACAGUUGGAGGCGGAGUUAGCGCUGUGUGAGAGGGAGGGGGCGGAGCUCCAGGAGUACGCCAAUCAGGUCCUGCAGCAGAUCGCCGACCGAUGCCCCGACAUUUUGGAACAAGUGGUCAACGCUCUAGAGGACAGCUGCUGACACACGAGUGCACACACACUGACAGAAACAUAACGAAGCUUACAGUCAUUAGUUUGCACGCAAAGUCAGAAAGCACGCCAACACAUGUGGGAGCAUCGGAGGUCUCCAGCAAGCCCCCAUAACCUUCUGAUACAUGAGUAAAAUCACAGGAUGAAGACUUUCUCUGCCACUCUCAUUCAUACUGAAACAUAUUCUUCCACCAUGUCUUUAGUCGCUAUCAUUUCAAACUAACGGUGCCAUCUGAGGGAAAUAUUCUUCGUCUUUCAAAGUGCUUUGUUGGCAUGUUAAUUGGAAGUAGUUGAUGUUUUUGAGAUGUAUUUUCCUAACUGCUCGGAAACAGAAGGAGCCGUCACUGCACUCGCCAUCUGUGACACUUCACAGCGGCCAUCUUGUGUCCUCGCAGGCAAUCAGCAGACUUGUAAUCGUGACUUGCUGUAUUUUACCAAGGGAUGGAAAUUAUUUUCAAACUGUCUGAACAGGGUGAAAGUGAGCGGUGCUUGCCAGGUUUGUUUCUGAUGCCAGACUUACACGCUGUUACCACAUUGUUAUUUGAUUGGUUCAGAUACAAAAGUGUGUUUAUUUCAGCUGCCUUUGAUUCUUUACAUCAUUUGCUGCUAUCUUUUAAACUUUUUUCUCCAUUUCUUUUUUUUUUUUUUUUUUCUGAUGAAACGUCCCAACUUGCAGUUUGUUUCAGCAGUCGUCUCUGGACAGUUGUGUAUAUUGUAAAGAGAGAACAUUAGCUAACAGACACGCAGCUUUCGUCAGGGGAACACAACACUUUCAUCUGUUUUCUUUUUUCCCCUCAUUACUGAUGAAAGGCACAAUAAAUCUCGCAAUACUCCCUUUAUUAAAACACACCAGUGUAGAUGUUCUGUGUUUCUUUUGAACCUAACAUGUUCAGUUAUGGCGUCCAUGCUGACAUUAGGUUGUGUUCAGACAAUCCCCUUUCUUACCAUUUUGUGACAAUCCCUUUAGAGUUAACAUGGAGGAACCUGAACCCUUACUGAGACACCUUUUUUUCCUGGGGGAGGUAGGGAAUAUAAAAUGAUUGCUAUAUAUUUUUUUGCUUUUGGUAAUAUAUAUAUAUAAAACACUAAUCUUGUUUAAUUGAAAAUAUUGUCAUGUAUUGGUUGGUAUGUUACAUAAUGUGUCAAAUCUUUUUUUCUUUUUUUUUGUGAUUUGCAAGUAACCACAGAUUUGUUCCGUACGCAGGAAACUGUUAGCGGGAACGUGUAUUGCACCUACAUGAGGCUCUGUGUCCACCGGGGGAACGUUGUCUCAGAAUUCUUGUUCUUGUUGUUUACAGUGGAAAUGACACUCUGAUGCAUGUUUCCCACAGCGCUGACAGCCUUAGCAUGAUUUCAACACUAACAGCACCGAGCACCAGAGGGUUGAAUUGUUUCAAUCAAAAGCUCCACUAACAGGUUUUUUAAAAACUCUUACACUGCGGUGAGUGCUGCAGCCGUGACUGGCCACAUGCAGCUGUCCAGCGCUGCUCCCUGAAAAGAAAAUACCUGGUGGAGACAAAGCCUAAAGAUGGGGGUUUACUCUGCACACUCAGAUCUGAUUUUACACCUUCAGAAGGCACCUUUGAUGUGUAUUAAAAAAAAUCACAGGUGUAAAUGAGUUUCAUUCCAAAAUAUUUCACAUCUGUUUUAUGAGGAGAAAUGGAAGCGGUUUGAAUUUACUAAAUGCUCCAAUGAACACCAAGAGGCUCUUAUUUUGGAAUGAAGCUCCAUCAGAUCUGAGCUCGUGAUGUAAAUCCAAUAUUUUGUUGUCUGUUUUAUACUGAUUAUGUUGUGGAACGGCGAUGACUGGGAGUCACUGUGACUUGGAUUGAAAUCAGAAUGAGGGAAUGGAAUAAAAUAUUGAUUUAUCUUUAUUUUACUGU